Messenger RNA from Dufourea novaeangliae, 1460 nucleotides. RefSeq names its product coatomer subunit epsilon (gene epsilonCOP). Bases 414 to 1289 code for a protein of 291 amino acids. The transcript is spliced from 3 exons. The record is from RefSeq and is a predicted model, not a curated record. Gene Ontology annotation, biological process: intra-Golgi vesicle-mediated transport; retrograde vesicle-mediated transport, Golgi to endoplasmic reticulum; endoplasmic reticulum to Golgi vesicle-mediated transport. Gene Ontology annotation, molecular function: protein binding; structural molecule activity. Lineage: Eukaryota; Metazoa; Arthropoda; Insecta; Hymenoptera; Halictidae. Gene Ontology annotation, cellular component: COPI vesicle coat.
UCCAUUUACUAAACAUAAGAAAAUAGAAUAUUAUUUAAAAACCCCAGAAUCGACAAUUGUUGAAGCAUAAUAUCGAUUUAAGGAAACUCAACAAAGAAUUUGAUAUCAUUAAAAACAACAUUUAAUCGCAAUCUGCGCGUGUCCCUAUACUUUUUCGGAUACGUAACAUAAUCUAUUCAACAGCAUAAUGUAAUGUUGCUUACCUUUGUAUACGUGUACCAAUUACGUUUGUCAAGCACAUCGUCUCGAGGAGAGGAAGUGAAAUCUUCUUGUAUUUACAAAUUUUCCUCAAACUGAUCUGAAAUAUCAGUAAAAAUUGGUCAGUGCUUUUUGUGCUAUUGAUAAGUUCUAGAAUUUCUACAAGAAACUCCACCUAUUAAAUAGAACGGUAACCCAUUAUCGAAUGACACAACAUGCAGAUUUUUGACGUAAAAAACAACUUUCUCAUUGGCAAUUAUCAAGAAUGCAUCAAAGAAGCCCAAAAAUUAAAGCCAUCUACGCCGGAAAUAGCGAUGUUACGAGACGGAUACCUUUAUCGCGCCUAUAUAGCACAAAGAAAGUUCCGCGUUGUAUUAGAUGAAAUCAACAGUUCAUCACCAGUGGAACUUCAACCACUUAAGACAUUGGCGGAUUACUUUGCCAAUCCUAGUCGUAGAGAAACUAUACUCGCAGAACUGCAAGAGGCAACAAGUCACAUUGACUACGAUAAUCAUAACUUUUUGAUUGUUGCUGCCACUAUUUAUUAUUAUGAGAAUAAUUUGGAAGGUGCUCUUACAGUACUUAGAGAUGUAGAUCACUUGGAAUGCCUGGCACUGAAACUGGCAAUUUAUUUGAAAAUGCAUAGGAUAGACCUUGCAAAAAAGGUAUUAAAAACUAUGCAAGAGAUCGACGAAGAUACCACUGUGACCCAGCUAGCACAGGCUUGGCUGAACAUUAGCACUGGUGCUGAUAAGUUACAUGAAGCCUUUUACAUACUACAGGAAAUGACAGACAAAUAUUCUCGUACAAAUAUGAUGUUAAAUGGACAAGCUGUCUGUUUCAUUGGGCAAGGCAAAUACGAAGAAGCUGAAACAGUUUUGCAAGAUUCCCUGGAGAAGGACAGCAACAAUCCAGUGGCUUUAAUCAACAUGGUUGUUCUUUCCCAACAUUUGGGAAAGGCACCAGAAGUUGCUAACCGUUAUCUAAGCCAACUGAAGGAAUCUCACGCAGAAGAUCCAUUUGUUAAAGACUAUACCCAGAAGACUUCAGAAUUCCAAAGGCUUGUAAAGCAAUAUUCUGUGGGUGCAUAGAUGUAUCAUACUUCUUAGACAUAAGGAUUCUGCUUUUCUUUAUUUCUCACAAAACGUUAGUCUGUCUUUCUUCAAUUAUUUUAUAUAAAACAUAAAGAAGAAACAUUGUUUUUGUAACAUAUGUAAAGAAAGUAAAGAGAUACACAAUAAACAAGUAUUUGCCCUUGUACU